GUGGCUUGCUGCCGGCGCGGUUGCGGGGUUCACGAGGGAGCCAUGGAGAACCAUGAGUUAAUCGAAUACUUCAAGUCUCAGAUGAAAGGCAAUCCUAACAUGGCCUCAGCAGUGGCUGCCAUCUGGACUUUGCUGGAGUUCUUGAAGAGAGAUAAAGGGGAGACACUCCAGGGCCUGAGAGCAAAUCUCACCAGCACCAUAGAAACCCUAUGUGGUGUGGACUCCACCGUGGCCGUGUCCUCUGGUGGAGAGCUCUUCCUUCAAUUCAUCAGUCUCAUCUCCCUGGAGUACUCUGAUUACUCUAAAUGUAAGAUCAUGAUUGAGAGAGGGGAGCUUUUCCUCAGGAGAAUAUCCUUGUCAAGAAACAAAAUUGCAAAUACCUUCAUCAAAGAUGGGGCGAGAAUUUUGACUCACGCAUACUCCAGAGUUGUUCUAAAGGUCCUGGAAGAAGCUGUGGCAGCCAAGAAGCGGUUCAGUGUGUACAUCAUGGAGUCUCAACCUGAUUUAUCCAGGAAGAAAAUGGCCAAAGCCCUCUGCCACCUCAAUGUCCCUGUCACUGUGGUGCUAGAUGCUGCUGUUGGCUAUAUCAUGGAGAAAGCAGAUCUUGUCAUAGUUGGUGCUGAAGGAGUGGUUGAGAACAGAGGAAUUAUUAACAAGAUUGGAACCAACCAGAUGGCCGUGUGUGCCAAAGCCCAAAACAAGCCCUUCUAUGUGGUUGCAGAAAGUUUCAAGUUUGUACGGCUCUUCCCGCUUAAUCAGCAAGACGUCCCAGAUAAGUUUAAGUACAAGGCAGACACUCUGAAGUCCAUGCAGACUGGGCAGGAUCUCAAAGAGGAACACCCCUGGGUUGACUAUACUUCCCCAUCCUUGAUUACCCUGCUGUUUACAGACCUGGGUGUGCUGACACCAUCUGCUGUAAGCGAUGAACUCAUCAUGCUGUACCUAUGAGCACAGUCCCCUCCUAUCAACUUGCAGGGAGCAUGUGUACAGAGCUCUACAGGGUGAGC
This is a messenger RNA of Phodopus roborovskii (desert hamster), 1007 nucleotides long. RefSeq names its product translation initiation factor eIF-2B subunit alpha-like. The record is from RefSeq and is a predicted model, not a curated record. Lineage: Eukaryota; Metazoa; Chordata; Mammalia; Rodentia; Cricetidae. Gene Ontology annotation, molecular function: translation initiation factor activity; guanyl-nucleotide exchange factor activity. Gene Ontology annotation, biological process: translational initiation. Gene Ontology annotation, cellular component: eukaryotic translation initiation factor 2B complex.